Molecule: messenger RNA, 6989 nt
Organism: Mauremys mutica (yellowpond turtle)
Lineage: Eukaryota; Metazoa; Chordata; Testudines; Geoemydidae
Product: zinc finger protein 850-like
Exons: 14
Coding region: 277-6384 (2035 amino acids)
Biological process (GO): regulation of transcription by RNA polymerase II
Molecular function (GO): RNA polymerase II cis-regulatory region sequence-specific DNA binding; DNA-binding transcription factor activity
Source: RefSeq, a predicted model, not a curated record
AAUUCCUAGGAGAUCAAGAAAGAGCCACCAACCUUGGGGUCACCUGUGCUGGGUCUGUGUCUCUCCUCACAACACUGGAGCAGGGGGGGGGGGGGCUGUUCCUGUGUGUCUCAUUCCUUCUGUGGCUCUAAUUUCUCUCCCCUCUCCAUAAAGGUGAUCUCAUCCCCCCCUUGGACGUGUCCCCCACCCCUGUACAGAUGGUGCUGCAGGGGGUCCAUUGCUGACGCCAGGCGAUCCCCAGGCAGAUACGGCCGCGCUCCGGCUCAGAGACGGGCCAUGGCUGCCCAGGUGGCUCCCCCAGCCGCUCUCAGGCUCCAGUUCCAGCCCCCACCGGGAUGUGGCCUGGUUCCCAAAGAGGAAGUGGAAGAGCCAGAUGCCCACGGAGCCGUCGACAUGGAGAUGCAUCGUCUGCGCUUCAGGGGGUUCCGCUACCAGGAGGCUGAGGGGCCCCGGGAGGCGUACGGCCACCUCUGCCUCCUCUCCCGGGCAUGGCUGAGGCCGGAGCAGCGCUCCAAGGAGCAGAUGCUGGACCUGCUGGUGCUGGAGCAGUUCCUGAGCAUCCUGCCCCAGGAGAUCCAGAGCUGGGUGGGGGGGUGUCACCCCCAGACCGGGGAGCAGGCCAUGGCACUGGCAGAGGGUUUCCAGUUAGCCAAGCAAGAGCCCGGAAUAUGGCCACAGCAGGAGGAGCCGGUGACGUGGGAGAAGGAGGCUGCGUGUUCCUCCGGGGCAGAGCGGGCAGCGCUGUCCCCAGAACAUGGCAAGAUCUGCAGGGAGAUUAAGGAGGAGGAGGAAGAAACUCUGAUCUCGCCGGCAGGUGCCAGCACAGAGGAGGGGAAUCCCCAGCAGGAGGGGUCUGUGGAAGCGACGUCCAGGAGUGCCAAGCAGGGAGAUGCUGGUGGGGCGGGACAGCAGCAGGGAGACCCCCUGGGUAAUGGACUGAACUCAUCCGCUGAGCAUGAAAUGAGUUUCUCUGGCCUCGAGACUCCAGUGGAGGGGAGACUCGAUCGGUCCGACUGCGGGGGCGAGAACCAGGGCGGGGUGUGCCGGCCACGGGGGGACCCCCCGGCUAAGACCCCCAAGGCCAGGCGCCCCAACGCCUGCGCCGUGUGCGGCAAGACCUUCAGCAACAGCUCCAACCUGAAGAAGCACCAGACCACCCACACCGGGGAGAAGCCCCACGAGUGCCCCCAGUGCGGCAAGCGCUUCAGCCACAGCUCCAACCUGCGCAAGCACGAGCGCACCCACACCGGCGAGCGCCCCUUCCGCUGCCCCGAGUGCGGCAAGAGCUUCCGCGAGAGCUCCAAGCUGCUCCGCCACCAGAACACCCACGGCCGCGAGCGCCCCUUCCGCUGCGCCGAGUGCGGCAAGGCCUUCGGCGACGUGGCCCGGUGUCUGCGGCACCAGGCCCGGCACACGGCGCGGGCCUAUGCCUGCGGGGAGUGCGGCAAGAGCUUCCGCCAGAGCUCCACCCUGCUGCUGCACCAGCGCGUCCACACCGGAGAGAAGCCCUUCACCUGCCCCGACUGUGGCAAGAGCUUCAGCGUCAACGCCAACCUGGCGCAGCACCGGCGCACCCACACCGGCGAGCGCCCCUUCCCCUGCGCCCAGUGUGGGAAGCGCUUCACCCAGAAAGCCACCCUGGUCAAGCAUCAGCGCACCCACCGGCGCGGCGAGGGGGCCGGCGAUGCCGCAGGGCCCAGGCUGGUGCAGCACCUGCGGUUCCUCCCGGAGCAGGGCCCUUCACCUGGCCAGAUGUGGGCGAUGCUGCGGCUGCAGCUGGGUGCCCGCUCGCCUGCCCCGGGGCCACAGUGGAGGACUGGGGACGUACCUAUGGGCAAACAGCAACAGAGGCAGCAGAUCGCUGCCCGGAGCAAGCAACCACGGGCCCAAGAUUCGAUGGCGCAGCCGGGCAGCCCAUCCCAGGAUGAGAUGGAGCAAAAUACACCCCUGACAGCAGAGAACCAGUCGCCUGCUGAGCAUCCAGAGGAUCCCGAAGCACAGCAGGAAACAGCAGGUACCGGGACGGAGGAGGAAAUUCCCCUGUGGGAAGGACCUGGAGGAGCAGAGCCGCACGGGCCAUCCCAGAGCCCCAAGGGCGGGGAGGCUGGUGAAUUGGGCCGGCAGAGGCGGGCAAAGCGGGAUGGUGAAGUGGCCCCGCCAGGCCGCUCCUCCCGUGAGGGGCCCAUCAUCUGCGGGGACUGCGGGAAGAGCUUCGCCAAGGACUCGGAGUUCGUCAAGCACGAACGCACCCACACGGGGGAGCGACCCUACCAGUGCCCCGACUGCGGGAAGGGAUUCACCAACAGCUCCAACCUCCUGCGCCACCAGCGUAUCCACAGCGGCGCCAAGCCGUACCCCUGCGCCGAGUGCGGGAAGAGCUUCCGCCACAAGGAGCACCUGACCCGCCAUGGCCGCGUCCACGCCGUGGAGAAGCCCCACGUCUGCACCCACUGCGGGGAAGCCUACAGCAGCCGCACCAACCUGCUGCGGCACCAGAGCAGCCACACGGGGGAGCUGCCCUACAAGUGCGCCGAGUGUGGCCGGCGCUUCGGGGAGGCGGCGGCGCUGGCAGGCCACGCGGUGAUCCACAGUGGGAAGCCCCACAUCUGCCCCGAGUGCGGGAAGGGCUUCCGGCGCGGCUCGUCGCUGCGGGAGCACCAGCGGGUGCACACCGGGGAGCGGCCCUACGGCUGCCCGCAGUGUGGGAAGGGCUUCAGCCAGCGCUCCUCCCUGGUGCUGCACCGGCGCACCCACACCGGCGAGCGCCCCUACGUCUGCGGCGACUGCGGGCGCAGCUUCAGCGUGAGCUCUGCCCUCAUCACCCACCAGCGGCUGCACACCGGGGAGCGCCCUUUCCCGUGCCCGGAGUGCCAGAAGCGCUUCAGUGACCGCAAGGCCCUCAAGCGGCACCAGCGGGUCCACACUGGGGAGAGGCCCUACCGCUGCACCGACUGCGGCAAAGGCUUCAGCCAGAGCUCGGCGCUGGCCACCCACCAGCGCAUCCACACCGGGGAGACCCCGUACGGCUGCGGGGCCUGUGGCAAGCGCUUCGGAGACCUCUCGGCUCUCAAGCGGCACGAGCGCAUCCACACCGGGGAGCGGCCCUACCGCUGCGGCCAGUGCGGGAAAGCGUUCAAGCACAGCUCGGCCCUGGCCCAGCACAGCCGUACCCACACCGGAGAGAAACCCUACGUCUGCUCUCAGUGCGGCAAAGCCUUCUCCCAGGGCUCCACCCUCAUCCAGCACCAGCGGGUGCACACCGGCGAGCGCCCCUACCCUUGCCCCCAGUGCGGGCGAAGCUUCUCCCAGGGCUCUGCCCUCACCCAGCACCAGCGCACCCACACCAAGGAGAGUGACCCGCUGACGGGGCCCGGCGGGGCCCGGAUCUACCGGGACCCUUUCAUCCAGCCGCGGGAUGAGGACGAUGAGGAGGAUGGGGUGGGGGAGGUGCUGGUGCUGCCUCCUGGGACGUGGGACGCGGAGCUGGACGUGCAGAUCAAAGAGGAGCCGGAAGGGGAAAUGAUCUCAGGCAAGAUGGAUCCUCCGAGCUCCCUGCUGGAGCCCGGUUCCCAGUCGCGGGGCGGAGGCAGCCGGUUCCCCCGGGGCUCCCCGGACAAGCCGCUGCCGGAGCCCCGCGAGCGGCAGGACCUGGAUCGGCCUGCCCUGGGCGAGGAGGGGAGCGGCCCGGCACAGGAGCUGGUGGUCGCUGCGGCUGGCUACCAGGUGCCGGUGGGGUUCGAGGAGGUGGCUGUGUAUUUCUCCCAGGAGGAGUGGGGGCUCCUGGACGAAGGGCAGAGGCAGCUCUACAGGGACGUCAUGCAGGAGAAUUACCAGACUCUGAUCUCGCUGGGAUUCCCUGUCCCCGACCUGGCUGUGAUCUCCUGCAUGGAGCGAGGGGAAGAGCCGAGAGUCCCUGAUCUCCAGAGCUACAAGGAAAGGGAGAUCCUGAGAGGCGCCCACAUAGGUGCUGGGAGAGAGAAGGAGAAGUCCCAACAGGAAGGGCCUGCGGGAGAGGAGCUGAAUGGGACGUCCCGGAGCCCUGAACAGGGAGAUGGUGGCAGAACAGGACGGCAGCGGGCAGAGAAGGAGCCAGGGCGCAGGCGCAGAAGGGCACGGCCCGUCAACUGUGGGGAUUGUGGGAAAAGCUUCACAAAGAACUCAGAGUUAAUCAAACACCAGCGCACGCACACGGGCGAGAGGCCCUACCAGUGCCCCGAUUGUGGGAGGUGCUUCGCAAUCCGCUGCAGCUUGGAUCGCCACCAGCGGGUCCACACCGAUGAGCGGCCCUUCCCCUGCACCCGCUGCGGGAAGAGCUUCAAGCUUAGCUCGGCCCUGAGCCGGCACCGGCGCGUCCAUGCUCAGGAGGGGCCCUGUUUCUGCGCUGAAUGCGGCAGGGGUUUCCGGCACAGUGCUGCACUGACCCAGCACCAGGCUGAGCACCUGAACCACAGAGACCCCACCAACGGACCUGUGGGGACACGGGUCUACAAGGACCCCUUCGUCCAGGCACGGGACCUCGAGGGGGAGGCUGGUGGGAUGUGGGCAGAGGCAGCUCUACGGGGCAACUUCCACGACCAUUAUGAGACUCUGACUUCUCUGGCAGGAUUCCCUGUCCCUGAGCCGGCCAUGACCUCCCGGAUGGAGGGAGGGGAAGAGCCGAGGGUCCCGGAUCUCCAGGGCGCGGAGGAAAAGGAGAUCCUGAGAGGUGCCCGCACAGCAGGUGCCGGGACGGUGAGUGAAAACGAAGAGGAGAAUCACCAGCGGGAAGGGCUUAUGGGAGCGAAGCCACACGGGAUGUCCCAGAGCCUCCAGCAGGGAGAGGCUGUUGAGAGCCAGGGUGGGGUGGGGCUGGGACAGAGGAAGGCCCAGGCUAACUCCGCACCCCAGGCACGGCACAGGCGGGUGGGCCGUGUCAUCUGUGGCGACUGCGGGAAGACCUUUGUGAAGAACUAUGACCUCUUCAAGCACCAGCGGGUCCACACAGGAGAGAAACCUUACAGCUGCCCUGACUGCGGGAGGAGCUUCGCCUUCCACUCCACCCUCAGCAAACACCAGCACAUCCACACCGGCGCCAGGCCCUUCCAGUGCGCCGAGUGUGGGAAGAGCUUCCGGCAGAAAGGCCACCUGACCCGGCACGGCCGCGUCCAUGCUGGGUUAAAGCCCUAUGUCUGCGCCCACUGCGGGGCAGCCUACAGCAGCCGCACCAACCUGCUGCGCCACCAGAGCGGCCACACGGGGGAGCUGCCCUACAAGUGCACGGAGUGCGGCCGGCGCUUCGGGGAGAUCGCCGCCCUGGUGGCACAUCUGGUGGCGCACUCCGGGGAGCGGGCCCACAAGUGCCCCGAGUGCGGGAAGAGCUUCCGGCGCGGCUCGUCGCUGACGGAGCACCGGCGGGUGCACACCGGGGAGAAGCCCCACGUCUGCCCCCAGUGCGGGGAGAGCUUCAUGCGCCGCGCCACCUUCAACGACCACGUGCGCGGCCACUCGGGGGAGCGGCCCAAUGUCUGCGACGUUUGCGGGAAGAGCUUCACCAAGCGGCACUCGCUGCUGCAGCACCAGCGGUCCCACACCGGAGAGAAGCCUCACCAGUGCCCCGACUGCCCCAAGAGCUUCAUCGCCAGCUCCGCUCUGGUGCAGCACCGCCGGAUCCACACCGGCGAGACGCCCUACCGCUGCGAGGAGUGCGGGCGCAGUUUCAGCCAGCGCUCGGUGCUGACCACGCACCGGCGGCUGCACACUGGCGAGCGGCCCUACAAGUGCGGCCAGUGCGGCAAAGGCUUCAGCCAGAGCUCGGCGCUGACCCAGCACCGCCGCACUCACACGGGGGAAUCGCCUUAUGGCUGUGCCCAGUGUGGGCGGAACUUCAGUGGCAUGUCGGCCCUCAAGCGGCACCACCGGACCCACACCGGCGAACGGCCCUUCCGCUGUGGCCAGUGCGGGAAGGGCUUCAAGCAGAGCUCCACGCUGGUCCAGCACACCAGGAUCCACACGCAGGAGAGGCCCUUCUCCUGUACCCAUUGCGGCAAGAGCUUCAGCCAGCGGUCAGCUCUCGCCAAGCACCAGCGGACUCAUGCCAAGGAGAGCGGCGGCUCCCACGAGGCCGUGGGGACACGGUUCUACAAAGACCCCUUCGUUCAGCCGGGGGAGGGUGGCACCGAGCCCAAGGAGGUGGUGGUGGUGCUCCCGCCGGGGACGUGGGAUUGUGAGAUGGCCCCCCGGGUGAAGGAGGAGCCGGGGACACCCCUGCAGGUGAAGGAGGAACCGGAUCUGCCUCAGCAUAUUCAUGAUGAGCCCUAUCGGGUUAAACAGGAGCAGCCAGAGCUGCCACGGGAAAUUAAAGAGGAGCCAGCGCCGCCCCUGCAGAUUAAAGAGGAGCCUGAAUGAAGGGAAGAUUUUUGGGAGGGGCUGGAUUGAGGGUUUGGCUAGCGGAUGGUGGAAUAGGAAUUAGACGUGGAGGGGCUUUUUCCAGGGACACUGAGCCACCCGCCUACCCAGACAACCGGGGACAAGAUGGAGGGGUCAGAGCCCGGGAUGUUGGAAUAAAAAAAUGAAACAAACGUUAUGAAGGAAAAAUGUAAAGAGCAGGUACAUUGCUUCAAAGGGGUCCUGGGCAUCCCCUCCUCACUGGAGUUGGCCAACAAAGUGCCCCAGGUUGGGGUAGUUUUCCCCCUUCCCCACUUGGCAGGGCUCAUUAACCCCUCCUAGGCCCAGCUUGGCUCCUAAUGAUAGAGCUGUAGCAUUUUCAGCCUUGGUAAUGGAGACCCUUGGCUGUGUGCCGCCCAUGCCUAGAUGAGAGUGAAAAAAUGCUUUUCAUCAGGGGUUUUGUGUGUUGGUUUUCUCUUUCUUAUUUCUCCCUGGUCAAUAAACAGGAUCUUGGUGAAGACGAACUCUUCUCUGUAGUGUGGUAACCCCCAGAAACCCCACUCACGUACCAGGACCCCACUGUGCCCGAUGCUGUACAAACACAUGCCAAAAAAGCACUGACCAGA